This is a messenger RNA of Trematomus bernacchii (emerald rockcod), 2727 nucleotides long. RefSeq names its product protein phosphatase, Mg2+/Mn2+ dependent, 1F (gene ppm1f). Gene Ontology annotation, biological process: negative regulation of protein kinase activity; protein dephosphorylation. NCBI's taxonomy places the organism in Eukaryota, Metazoa, Chordata, Actinopteri, Perciformes, Nototheniidae. The record is from RefSeq and is a predicted model, not a curated record. Gene Ontology annotation, molecular function: protein serine/threonine phosphatase activity; cation binding. Gene Ontology annotation, cellular component: cytosol.
CCGGAACCCAGCCGGAAUCCACCACACCUCACGGUGAUACUAGCAGCAGUGUUCCUAACAUCACGUCUUCCAGCAGAGCUUGCUGCAGUCAGUGGGAUGGAGGAGGCGGCCAGGUGCUUCCUGGGGAGGUUUGUGGAGGAGUUCCCGGCUGCUCUGGAGGAGGGGGGUGCACUGCCCGUCAGCCCCCUGAGCCGCACAGCAUCUCUGGGGGAGCUGCAGGGAGAGAGCCUGGAGCUGGGUCUCAGGCUGCUGGCUGCCAGGGGGGCUCCUGCUGGCUUCAGUGCCCUCCUCUGCCAGGCAGCGCAGUCCCAGCUGCUGCAGGAUGACCUUUCACCUUUUCACUGCCCCCAGGAGGCUGAGGACAACCAGGAGGAGGAACAGCCAGUCGCCUUGCUUCAGUCGGAGGCAGUCCAACGUCUUUUCCUCAACAAGCUUAUAAAUGUGGCGCUGGCAUGGCAUCAAAAGCUCCCUAGCCCCUCCCCCCCCCCUCCCCGCUUCCUCCGUUGCUCUGUCCAUGCCAUUAAGAACACGAGGAGGAAGAUGGAGGACAAACACAUGGCACUGGCUGAGUUCAACCAGCUGUUUGGUUUCAAGGACAGAGAGCAGUGUGCCUACUACGCUGUGUUUGACGGCCAUGGAGGGGUGGACGCUGCCACCUACGCUGCCACGCACCUCCAUGUGGCCCUGAGUAGACAGGAGACCCUGCAGAGGGACCCCGCCACUGCCCUGAAACGAGCCUUCACACACACAGACCACAUGUUCAGGGGCAAAGCCAAGAGAGAGCGGCUGCGGAGCGGCACUACAGGCGUGGCUGUGCUGAUCCAGGGUCAGCAGCUGACCGUGGCCUGGCUGGGAGACUCUCAGGCCACACUGGUCAGAAAGGGACAGGCUGUGACCCUCAUGGAGCCCCAUAAACCAGACCGAGAGGAUGAGAAACAGAGGAUUGAGGAUCUCGGUGGCUGUGUCACCUUUAUGGGUUGCUGGCGUGUGAAUGGCACCUAUGCUGUAUCCAGAGCUAUAGGUGACUUCGACCAGAAGCCCUACGUGUCCGGAGAUGCUGACUGCUUCACCACCCAGCUGAGCGGGGACGAGGACUAUGUGCUGCUGGCGUGCGAUGGCUUUUUUGAUGCAGUCCAACCUUCAGAAGUCCCACAACUGGUCCUAGAUGCACUCAGGCAGUCUGAUGACCCCGAGGGCAGGUGGGACGCUCCGCUGGAUCCAUCCGAGGAGACUGUGGGGGUGAGAGUGGCUCAGCAGCUGGUAGCCCAUGCCAAGGCGGCGGGCUCAUGUGACAACAUCACCGUGAUGCUGGUGUUCCUGCACCCACCAGAGCAGCUGCUGGGUCAGAGCUCCAUCAUGGGACCGGCACAGGAUGCACCGCAUCAGUGAAGAAGGUCUGCUGCUCACACACCACUGGGCCAAGCUACUGCCUGACUCAGCAUUUCUCUGACCUUCUUCCUCCACAGUAUCUGUCACAGAUCCUGCAGACUGACAGAGCUUAUUACAAAGAACACAGCAGGGUGGAGUCACUCUCUGCCCUGCUUUAACAGUUCUUUAACAGGUCAACUGUUCCAUUGACCAAACACAUUUCAAUAAAUAUGUAUUGAAUGACGCAGGGCAAGAUUAAUUUGGGGUCCAAAGGCAAAAGUGAUCUAAGGGCCUCUUCUGAGUAUCCUGCAGCCAACCAUCCAGCCCAGGUUAGGUCUCAAUCAGUGGAGGAUAGGAGGAAUAAAGUCCAAAAAUGGAGAUAUAGUCAAACUUAAAGUAUAUGUGCAAAUGACUAUUCUCCACAGUGUUCCACAUUUCUACUUUAAAUGUGUCAUAUCAACUUUAUUCAAAACUCUUCGACUUUAUACAAAAUUGACAUACGUUAUGAAGUUAAUAUUCAAAUGUUUUCUCAAUAUUUAAACUAUUUUCUUAACAUGUCUGUUACAUUCUACUAAUGCAAAAAAAAGCAGAAGCUAUCUCCCCCCUCCCGUUGGUUUCACUUACUGUAUGCCUGGCCCUGAUAGCCCUUCAUAAGUGUGAGAGCUAUUAUGUUCAGAAAAAGGUCAGCUUCAAGCACAGAAAUGCACAUGAUUCAGAUGUGUAUGACUUUGGUCUUUAUUCUCUGUAUUACUGUUGUUGGUCAAUAUCAAAUGUUCUCUAUGCAUUAACCAUAUUUUAUUUUAAAAUGAAAUGUAGCUUUUGGGUCGCAAACAACCUUUGAGCUCAUGUUUGGAAAAGGUUCAGUAUUUCAGGCUCUGCAGUGGGAUAAGAUUCACACUGACAUUAUUUCAAGUGUCUUCAACACGUUCAGCUGCAGCAAAUACUUUCAUUGGUGCAUGCAGGAUAGUGAAUCCAGAUGGAAGUUGUACUCUUCUGCUAUUAAGAGUAUUUAGCACUAUAAAGGAAAAAUACUGUUAUUUCUUCAGUAGAUUUUGUAACUGGCCCCAUGCUGUGAUUUCUUUUGGAAUAGUUACCAAUGGUUUGUUUUUGAAUCAAAGUGACAUAGAGAACUUAAUACAUGCUGAGGUAAAGGAGUAUCAUUUACUCGAUCACACCCUUCUGACUCCUGUGUUUUUACACGUGUUUAACUGUUCUUUAUUAUGUCUUAUUGAAAACAUGAAUAUAGAUAUUUCUGCUGUUACGAUUUGAGUUGUAAUAUUGUGUAUUUCUAACAAGAUGAUGAGCUUUUUACAUACUAUUUACUAUCAACAGCUUCAUUAAAAUCAAUGAAAAAACAAA